Patiria miniata (bat star) is the source of this 2432-nucleotide messenger RNA. It is a transcript of the gene dusp12, whose product is annotated as dual specificity protein phosphatase 12-like. NCBI's taxonomy places the organism in Eukaryota, Metazoa, Echinodermata, Asteroidea, Valvatida, Asterinidae. The transcript has 9 exons. The coding region runs from base 101 to 1084 and encodes 327 amino acids. Gene Ontology annotation, biological process: protein dephosphorylation. Gene Ontology annotation, cellular component: nucleus. The record is from RefSeq and is a predicted model, not a curated record. Gene Ontology annotation, molecular function: protein tyrosine/serine/threonine phosphatase activity.
UUCAAGCGACUGACUACAGAGGGCGCUGUGCAGCUUUCGGCGACAGUAUGCGCACGGCAGGGUAAAUGCAUAUUCUGUGAUCUUGCCUUAGUAAGACAAGAUGGCUUCUAGCAACGUUCACACACCACACAUGGACGAAAUCUGCCCAGGACUUUUCCUCGGAAGCGAAAGUGCUGUCGUCACACCAGAGGGUCAAGCAGCUGUAUUGCAGCACGCCAUCACCCACGUGCUCUCGGUGGCAGAUAUGAAGCCAAAGAUGGGAACUCUGAACUUGAAGCACAAAUUUGUCCGUGCCAACGACAUGCCAAAUGUGGACAUCCUGCAGCAUUUUGAAGACUGCUUCGGCUUUAUUGAUGAUGCACUAAGAGAAGGGAAGAUCCUUGUACAUUGUAUGAUGGGUGUGUCAAGGAGCUCAACCAUCGUGAUAGGCUACCUGAUGCAUCGAGACAAGAUCACAUUUAAUGAGGCAUUUGACAUGGUCAGGAAGCAGCAUCCUAUCGCUGAGCCCAAUUAUGGCUUCAUGGACUUGCUGCGUCUGUUUGAGGCCAUGGGAUGCCAGUUUUCCUCAGCUAAUCCAUUGUACAGGCAGCACAGACUGGGACAAGUGGCUGAAAAUGUUCAAGCUGGCCAGGAAGUGCCUAAGGAAGUCAUUGCAGCUGAUCCUCAGGAGACAACUACCGAUCAAACGCAAACCAUCUACAAAUGCAGAAAGUGCAGACGUGCUGCCUUCUUAGAAGCGAGUGUCCUUGCCCACAUCACUGGGAGAGGCCAAGAAAGCUUCCAGUGGCACAAACAAUCUCACCCUCUCUCUCAAGGAGUGACUCCAUCCCCGUCUGGCACGGUGGACUCGUCUGUGACGUGCACAUCUCUGUUUGUUGAGCCUGUGAAAUGGAUGGAACCAUUCAUGAUAGGGAGGUUAGAUGGAAAGCUGACCUGCCCUAAGUGCAGUGCAAGGCUGGGCUCCUUCAAAUGGUCAGGUCUUCAGUGUUCCUGUGGUGCCUGGGUGACCCCAGCGUUUCAGAUACAUCAAAACAGAGUCGAUAAAGCAACGCGAAGAGUACAACCUACGCCACCAACCACCUAGCACUGUAAAGAAGCCAAAACUGCAACCAGGUAGCACCGCAUUUUACUAUAACUUGCAUGGAGUGAUCCCUUGGUGGGGGUUUCAUCACAAAUCUUCCGAAAUUGGAGGUCAAAGGUCAUCUAGGGGUUGUUUGAGGUCGUUUAAAAAUGCACAAAAUUGGACUUUAAUAAAAAAAAAAAAAAAAAAACAUAUAGGGAUCGACCGCGAAAAAAAGGCGUCAUGUGCCAUCCGCAGAUCACCAUGUUUCGGAUGAAACUCAGAAAUAGCACAGGGAAUGCAAUCUUUUAGCAUGUGCUACUUUUGUCUGAAUGAUUGUUUGGGGGGGGGGGAUCCACCACUGGCGAUGUGUCCCUCCAACAGAGCCCUACUGUCCAUACAUAGUGGUCGUUGUGGAGGUUAAUCUUAUCACUCCCCAAAACUUCUUCGGCUAUAAAAAUACUGCAUCUGGACCCAACCUGAGAUGACUCUUUAGAAUCCAUCUCAUCACUAAGACAAAGAACUGCUUGUUUCAGCAAGAAUCAAGCAAACCAAAGACCUUAUCCCUUUGAUGCGCAUACCGGUAUCUGAAAUCGUCUAAGUAGAAACAAGCCACCUUUUUACCUUUGCUCGUGUGGAGUAGUACACAUGUUCCGAAUGUCUCAACACAAAAUAUAGAACACACAUUUGGUCAUUUUUUCAUGCUUUCUGAAACGAAUGGCUACAUUUAUUUAAUUUCUGUACGCUAACAUACAGUAGAUAUCAUUCACAGUGCAUACAUACCUUGUCACUUAUUGUCGAAUUAUGAAUAAUUCAUAAAUACACAUACAUUUCCCUGCGUCUGUUUCAUAGUUAAAUAAGACAAUAUCAGCACGUUUAUUUAGGAUUUGCAGUUCCUGUUUAAAGUUUUGCAUGAUUUACAAAGGCUUAGAAUUUUCCUCUUUGUUAAAAACUUCUUCAUUAUUUCUCAUGAGUGGGAUUUGCUGAUACAUGAAUAUUCUUUGUGACCGUCUGCUCUCUGAGAAGUAAUUCUAGAUUUUCACGGAAUGAAUCAUAUGCAGUUUGUUUUAAUGACAAAAUUGGCCUUUUUUGUUCUUCAUAUGAUUCUAUUUUUGAAGAUUUAUUCUGAAUUUAAUACAUAAUACAAGUGCACAUGUAAGUAAUCAAACAGAAAUGUUGAUACGUGUAUUAAAGGGAGGAUCAUAUUCCAAUACAUUAAUUACAUAACGACAUAGGUACGUUUAUACAUCUAAAACUAUCGUGUAGACACCUUUAACACAGUAUUAAUUUUGUUCUAAAGGAAAACGUCAUUUUUCAAGUCCAUUGAAACCAAUCCAUAGUCAUCCUUAAUUAAAGAAUCUGUUGUUAGAAA